This is a messenger RNA of Scheffersomyces coipomensis, 1068 nucleotides long. RefSeq lists its product as uncharacterized. The record is from RefSeq and is a predicted model, not a curated record. The coding region runs from base 1 to 1068 and encodes 355 amino acids. The transcript has a single exon. NCBI's taxonomy places the organism in Eukaryota, Fungi, Ascomycota, Pichiomycetes, Serinales, Debaryomycetaceae.
AUGGCAUCCGUUGAUCAAAAAUAUACUUCUUACUUGUUUGUACUAGUUGCAUUCAUAGUGCCUGUCUUAAUUAAUAUAUUCAAUGGUUCUAAUGGGCUCACUGAUUUAGAAAAAGUAGCUUACUAUCUUGAAAAUGAGUUAAUAAUUACCAUUCCUAUAGUAUUGAGAUUUGGAGAUGAAGGUUUCAAUUUCCCAGAUUUGGCAAAGGCGGUACAGAUUCAAUUAGAUGAGGAAUUGAACAAUACUUAUACUAGAUUGAAGAUAGACCUAAUCGACGAAUUAGAAUAUUCUAAAACUGCAAAGAAUGAGACUCCUAUUGCGGAUCAAUAUACAGUAGAGCUCAUUCAUUCGGAAGAAGACUUUAUCGGAAUUGACUCCGAAGAAUCAAAAUGUUACAUAUUUUACACUCUAGAUGCAGUUCAUUCCAAUGAUUUACCGUAUUACAUAGUACAAGGUAUUGUUCAUCAUCUAUUAUUGCCAGAAAUAUGGACGUUUAAACAGAACAAAGUUCCAAAGAAAUUGAUACAGUCUAAUUCCAGUUAUGAUAUAUUGAUCAUGGCCAACAGUCAAGAAGAUGGUGAAGUAAUUGAAAAAGAGCUAAAUGGCUAUUUUAAAGCCGAUGGUCUAUGGGACAUUAAUAUCUCUUUAGAAAACGAUACAAGUUCCAAUAGAAGUAAUGAAUUUAAGGUCGUUUUACAAAGUAAUUCUGAUAAAGAAGAUUCAAGUAAUAAGCUAGCUUAUUUGAGUAUUGAAGAUGAAAACAGUUUGUCUAGUGUUAAAAAGGAAAUAAUCAAAUAUCUUGGUAUAUCAGAGCAUCCUUCAAAUAAUUUCAAAAUAAAACUACAAACUCUAUACAGAUUCUUUGCAAUAAAGCUUCUAGGGUUGCUGAUUGAGAAGCUUACUAACUUAGAAAAUACUACUUCACCACACCUUGAUAAAGUUGUACACAGCGUUUUUGAUUUAGCCGCCGAAUUUGAAACUUCAAAAUCAGCUUCAUGGGUACCAUUAUUCACUAAAUCAAAGCGGAUUUUGCAACAGAUAGAAUCAUUUGAUAAUCAAACUACAUGA